Molecule: messenger RNA, 1189 nt
Organism: Mytilus californianus (California mussel)
Lineage: Eukaryota; Metazoa; Mollusca; Bivalvia; Mytilida; Mytilidae
Product: caspase-2-like
Exons: 5
Coding region: 72-914 (280 amino acids)
Biological process (GO): apoptotic process; proteolysis
Cellular component (GO): cytoplasm
Source: RefSeq, a predicted model, not a curated record
GCACCGGUAAUACCAUUACACAACACAUUUAUUACUGAGCACAUAUACUUCCUAUUUGUUUGGUAAGAUCUAUGCACAAUAUUCUAACACUAAAUGAGCUAAUCGAUAUGGAGACUUAUACUCUGAGUAAAAUACCAUCCUGUAAGCCAAUAAUUAUUCCAAUAAAAGUUAAAGACUGUUGUUUCGACCAGACCAGUAUUGAUGCUGACACCAAGACUCUAAAGGAUACAUUCAAACAACUUGGAUUUGCCAAACCUGAAGUUUUUAAUCAGGACAGCGACAGAGAUACAAUAUUAACACAGUUGUUAAAAAUAAGUAGAAAAUCAGAAUUUACAGUAGAUAGAGAUUUUUUAUUAUGCGUUAUAAUCAGUUACUGUGAUCGUAUGAAUGGCUGUUUUAAGGACGUCAAUAGAGUUGAUAUUUCUGUUGACGAAGUAAUCCAUAUCUUUAAUACAGAAAACUGUAUAGGACUGAGAGGUAAACCGAAGAUAUUUAUUUUACAGACGGAUGAUAUAAGUAUUUCCCCAAGGGAUCCCAGUUUAUUUGGAAAGGGAUCAGAAGAAGAAACAAGACUGCCAACUCAGGCGGACAGUUUGAUUUAUCACUGUAGUAUCCGAGGUUCUAUUGAACAAUUAGAUUGGUCAGAUUCGGUCAAACAGGAGAACAAAUGGAACACUGCACAAGGGUCUAAAUUUAUUCACACAUUCUGUAAUGAAAUUAGAAAGGAACGAGGUACUGAUAUACACCAAUUAACAUUUAAAGUAAAUUCUGCAAUGAAAGAGUAUGUGGAUGACAUUAAUAGCCGGAAACUUAAGGAAGAUGAGCUAAGCAAACAUCUAGAACUUCCGAUCUGCACAUCACAGCUACUACGAAAAUUUACACUUUGCCAAAGACAGAAGGAAACAGAAGUUUAAUUCUAGUGAAACAAUUUCUAUAGAUAAAAAGUUUCGUGUAUUGUUUGACAUGUUGGAGACGUUUCUUAGAAAAUGUUCCACUUUAUAUCAGAAGAAAACAAACUUUCAUUCUUAUUUUCUUGUUUUAAACAUAAUUUUUUAAACCAAUUCAUGUAGGCAUCAUGCUUAAAUGUAUGAUUUCAAACAGGUAAAUACAUCAGUCUAGAUAAAGCUCUUUUAAUGUUGGUCAUUUUGUACAAUUUGUAACUGAAUAAACCACUUUGACUAUUUCUAUA